GGUGUUACUGCGCGGCCCCCUGGGGUGUUUUUGGCGCCCAAACGCUGGUCACUCUACUCACGUGUAAAAAUCGCCAUGAAGCAGUCAGCAAUGCAGUCAUUAUUCGACAAUACAACACAGGCUGCAUAUCAGCUCAGUUACCGGAUGCAGCUAUCAACAAGAUCAGCCGGAUAAUCACCAGGACAUGGCCUUUCCCAGUUUAACGUGUGGCGUUGUCAUCACGGGGACGCUGAGUGGCUGGCUGUAAACCUAAGGACGACCCACUAGAAACACCUGGGACAGCCAGGCAAACGAGCAGCGGCUCUGUAGUGAAGAAUAUUGGGCGAUUCUGGACUUACAACAUAUCAUGCAUGAAUUGUUUCCGCACUGCCAAAUGCAGUGCCAUUCGUUUUGUCGGAAGUUUUUGGAUCGAUGUGGAUGCCGGUGUGUGUGCGCACGUCUUCAGCUUCUGCUGCACUUGUGAAAACAUCUGCAAGAAGAGGCAUUGUGUGCCGACUGAUGCUGCGCUUUGGGAAUUUGUGCAUCUAGUACCUGCAGUAAUAUAACAGCAAACGAAUGUACUCUUUCGGAAUAUGACCUUAUACAGAUGACCAUCGAUAUUUAUCCGCAAUGAGAAAUGCCUUACAUGCCUUCUGUGGUCCGCUCUGGUUAAUUAGUUACUUCGGUUAUCUCAUCCUUUCAGUGUUGCCACAAGUGGGAUAUGUCCAGUCGUGGACAGAAGAUACCGGCUCUGUUCGCAAGCGUAAUCUAAAUGUGUGUUUGAUACUUGAGAAUCCUUUACAGGAGGCACUGGACCAGUUUUUUAGUUACCGCAGAACAGCAGCUGCGCUGGACUUGGCAGUGGAAAAUGUUAAUACCUAUAUCCUUUCGCCGGCAAAUAUGCAGCUCGUUGUUUGGUUCAGGAGCGGCGGUGAUACCUGUGACUCGGCGCAGGACGUUAUUUCCGGUGGAUUAUCCCUUAUUACGCAAGGGGUCACGUGCAAUCUUUAUAUCGGUGCCGGUUGUGGAAAUAAUGCUGAUGCAUUAUACAGUUUUGCGGAAUAUUACAAGGUACCCCUUAUUGCAAUCCCUGCAGCUGGCCUGGAAACUACGGGACCAACGCGAGAUACAUACAAGUUUUUGGCCAGGACGUCUUACACCUUUGAUGAUGUUUGCAGUUCAUUGAUUCAAAUUUUGCAACUCUGGGGAUACUUACACACAACGGUUUUCACCGAUGACAGUCAAAGUUUUUUUCAUGAAUUAAGUGACGCUUUCGUAGCGUCAUUCGAUAAGUACAGUCCAAAUAUUAGUUUACAUAGCCGUUUCGUGUCCCUCAGUAGUGGGUCUAAUUUAUUGGAUUCUGCCGGCAUCGUCAAUCGUAUGCUGGAAGCCAGCACAUCUUCCAGAGUGUUCAUUCUUUUAUUUAACGCAACGAUUGUCCGUGAUUUUAUGCUGAAAGCCAAGAGGCUGGGGAUGACGGACGGAAGUUACGUAUAUUUUGCUAUAGAACUCUUUCCCAGCAAUUACUGGGGAUCGUACACCUGGAAGACCGGGCAGCUUAAUGAUCAGGAAGCCCGAGAAGCGUACGAUUCACUGUUUGUUUUGUCUUUGAUCGAACGACAAAGCCCAGCAUUCGAAGUAUUUUCCACCAAAGUGAGAGUUCGAUCACAAGAAAAAUUUAACUACACAUUUGGAAUGUUUGAACCGAUCGAUUCCGUUGUGACCAGCUACUACGAAGCAAUUUUUCUUUAUGGGACAAUAAUAAAAAAAUUAUGGAUUGAAGAGGCUAACGUAAGCAAUGGAGAACUGGUUGCUAAAACGUUCAAGAAUUUUAACUAUACAAGCGAAUUAAGUGGAAACUUCCACAUGGACAAAUUUGGAGACCGCGAUAAUGAUUAUGUCCUGAAAGAUCUCGACGAAGUUACAGGUGCAUUCAGACCUUCCUUGAAAUACAAUGUGGAUCUGGGUUUGCAAGUACUGGCGCCAAUACAGUGGCCCAAUCGCUCUACACCACCACCCGAUGUCCCAUGGUGUGGCUUUAAAGGGGAAGCUAUUGUUUGUCAAGCCCUAAUGUCUUCCUGGAAUGGUGGCCUGACUGCCGUGGUUGCUAUUGUUCCACUUUUGGCACUAGCCGGCAUAAUUGGCGGAAUAGUCUACUCAGUGCACCGGCGAGCUCAAGCAGGACCUUACGAUCCGUACUGGUGGAAGAUAUUGGUGGAUGAACUGCAAGUUCAUCCUACCGGUCCAGCUGCUUCCUUUCACUCCAGAAAUUCUGAGCUGAAAUCGGAAGCUGUCGGGUCAAAAAGCACACGAAGCCGGUCAAACAAAUCUUUCGUUGGGAGUUUUUUUGAUAACCGGGCAUUUUACCAGGGAGUUAUGGUAGCCGUUCGUGACAUCUCUAAAAUUGUGACUGUAACGGCCAGUGAAAUGGUAGACGAUAUGAGACUGAUAAGAGAGUGCGUGCAUGACAACAUUCACAAGGUUAUUGGUAUCGCCGUGUCACCAUCCAAUGUGUGCAUGCACGUUGUGGCCGAGUUAGCAUCUCACGGGAGUAUCCAGGAUGUCUUGACAUCGGACGCCAUCCGUCUGGAUUGGUCUUUCAAAAAUUCCAUCAUAUCGGAUAUCGUUAUGGGUAUGGAUUAUCUUCACCUCUCAACCAUCCAAUCGCACGGGGCGUUAUCCGCUCUGACAUGUGUUGUCGACCGACGCUUUGCCAUGAAAGUAUCGGAUGCUGGUUUGUGGCGGUUACGAGAUCCGAAAUUGCUGCUUCCCCCACAAGCUAGCGACAAAGAAAGAGACUAUGAGCCGCUUUUGUACAGGGCUCCAGAGUUGCUUCGUGGGAAGAUGCCUCCCAAGGGAUCUCAAAAAGGUGAUGUGUACAGCUUUGCGAUUAUUCUCCAACAAAUAAUACUUCGUGGCGAGGCCUAUGAAACACCAGGCGAUAACUAUGCACUGGAUUUAACAAAACACGAGAUCGCCAUGGAGGUACAAAAGGGCACGGAUCCGCCGUUUCGUCCCCGCGUGCCUCGUGUUGCCUGCCCCAAUGAAUUAUACCGCCUAAUGGAAAACUGCUGGUCCGAGUACCCAACCGAGCGGCCGUCCUUUGUCAAGAUUAAGCAGAACCUACACAUGGUUAUUGGAAAAGUAGGCGAUAAUAUCGUUGAUCAUUUGUUGAAGCGGAUGGAAGAGUACGCCGAAGAACUGCAGCAACAAGUGGCAGAGAAGACCGACCAAUUCAUGGAAGAAAAGCGACGAUCAGAGGAACUGCUCGGACAGUUGUUACCCAAGAGUGUAGCGCAAGCUUUGACAAAAGGCCAGUCCGUCAACCCUGAAGCAUAUGAAUCCGUUUCCAUUUACUUCAGUGAUAUUGUUGAAUUUACCAAAAUAUCUGCUUCCGGAACCCCAAUGGAAGUCAUUCAGUUGCUCAAUAAUUUGUAUACUGUUUUCGAUGCCGUAAUAGAGCAUUUCGAUGUUUACAAGGUGGAAACCAUCGGCGAUGCCUACAUGGUGUGCAGUGGCCUACCGGUGCGAAAUGGUAACCGUCACGUCGUUGAAAUAGCCAAAAUGUCCUUACAAGUUGUCCAAGCUAUAAGCAAUUUCGAAGUACCGCAAAAAUCCCAUGAACUUCUGCGAGUUCGCAUUGGAGUGCAUUCUGGUCCCUGUGUUGCUGGUAUUGUGGGCCUCAAAAUGCCGAGAUACUGCUUAUUUGGAGACACAGUUAACACUGCCAGUCGCAUGGAAUCUUCGGGAGAGGCGAACAAAAUUCACAUUUCCGAGCAAACUUAUCUGUUAUUGGAAGAUAAUGGAAGUUUUAUUAUGGAAAAGCGAGGUCCCGUGGAAAUAAAAGGAAAGGGCAUCAUGGUGACGUACUGGCUUAUAAAAAUGUUAUAAUACUUCUUCUGAAUACAUAUUGUAUUGGAAUAAUUAUUGAUUACUGGGCCCGUGUAGAAAUUUGAGAUGCUAUGUGUAAUGUAGUGGAUUCGAAAUUGUA
Messenger RNA from Paramacrobiotus metropolitanus, 3970 nucleotides. Its product is annotated as atrial natriuretic peptide receptor 1-like. Bases 610 to 3870 code for a protein of 1086 amino acids. Gene Ontology annotation, biological process: protein phosphorylation; intracellular signal transduction; receptor guanylyl cyclase signaling pathway. The record is from RefSeq and is a predicted model, not a curated record. The transcript is spliced from 23 exons. NCBI's taxonomy places the organism in Eukaryota, Metazoa, Tardigrada, Eutardigrada, Parachela, Macrobiotidae. Gene Ontology annotation, molecular function: protein kinase activity; ATP binding; guanylate cyclase activity.